UCCGUCGCUAAUUCUUCCUUCGCUCAUUAUCUUGUAAUAUUUGUUAUUAGGGCUGCUCGUACUAGAGCAGCGGAACUAACCGCCGAUGCAACACAAGCAUCGCUAGACUUGCGCUACAGUAGUUGAAGAACGACAGCAGGAGAAGGGUGGUAUGCAUGCUGGCUUGGCAAACGAUCGCCAAGCAAAACAGCGAGACGGCGGGUCAAUGCCUCAACUCCUGUGCCAAAAGCACCCAACCCUGUGUUUGGUCGGGCGUCUGUUCUCUGUCUAGCGGGUGGCCCUCUUGCGGUCGGUCCGAAUACACUCCUACCUCUUCUGGAUCAAUCUUUCGACCGCUUCCCUCCAUAGUGUAGGAUCUUUUACACUGCAACCUGUCACGAGGGCGUUUUCGCGGCGAUGUUCAUUAACGGCUCAACGGCAACUCGUGCCGAGAAUAGUGGUCUGAUGGUGGGCUGGACAGGAUAAAACUCCCAUUUCGAGCGGGCCAAGAUGCCGUGUGGCGGCGGGGGAGAGGAGAGGCGCCUCGAUUGUGGCUUUUGCAGAAACAAGCCCAACUUGGGCGGGUACAUACAACACCAUUGUAUGGCGAGCGCGCGUGGGCUUAGCCGUUAAAUUUGGGGGCUAGUUGCGUUGCAUCGGAGCAAGCACCGCCUUAUCGCAGAGCCGGUGAUUCUUCCCUUCACUGUUCCAUCUGAACUCAUGGCCUUGCUUAGCUACAUUAGACGGGUGAUUAUACCGUGCUGAUCGACGGUUCCUCGCUAGUACAACUACUCUUUUAACAUCAGUCGACCUUCGAUGAUCAGGCGACUUCGUGAUUACCUUCUUCUUCCAUAUUCAGACUAAGCUCCACUGCCCCUGGCCGAUAGUCCGCUAGCACAGACCAACCAACACCACCUCGCCCCCCAAUAGAGACUAAGUCGAGGGACUUUUGGGAGCAAGGUAUUAUGCUAUUUCUCGCUAUUACCCCCACAAGCGAGUACUUUUGCAACCAGUUUCGGGCCACCGGGGAAUGGUCCCCAAAGGGAGCCGGAUGGUCCUUUUGUAGUAUGUAUGACCGAUGUACAGUACUGUUGCGCCGGGACACCAACCUAGGCGCCCCCCUUACAAAGUGCAGUCGAGCACACUCAAUUGCCUCAAAAAGUCAAGCCAAUCCGGGGCAAACCGGUUUGGGAUAGGUACACGGGAGGAUAGACUGUGAUACGCGGAAUAUAUAAUAGUAUAUAAUACGUAGCUACCCUUGCCCCCCGUCUCGAAUCAGCGAGAACGCGCUGUGUAACUAGAACAAACUUGGUCUUUUCCCCUUUGGCUUCUCCUUGCUGUCGUCUAUCCAAUCCAUCCAUCAUGGAGAAGAAUAACGAGAGCGACACUGUCGCCCCUAGGCUUGAGCCUGAGUGCGAUUCUGACUGCAAAGUGGAACAACAUGUGCCAAACUCCCACGAUGAGGAAAAAACAGUCUCUAAGAAUGAGAAGAAUGACAUCAACGUCGAAGACGACGAGGUCAGCCUCGAUGUGCGCAAAGAGGACCACUUUGGCGAAGUCAUUGUCAUCGACAACGCCAAAGAUCUCGUCACCCACGUUCUGCAUUUAGACGACGACCCGAACGCUUCCCCAUGGACCAUGCGUGCGAUGACUAUUGGCCUCAUGCUCUGCGUCUUCGCUUCCGUCUUGCAACAAAUUUUCUACUUCAAGCCCCAGGUCAUUUACGUGUCGGUUGUCUUCCUCACCGUCAUUGCCUAUAUCCUUGCUAUACCGUUUACUCUGGUGCCACGCCUCGAGGGCAAUGGCAUCUUGGCUCGCGUCUGCCGCUUCCUCAACCCCGCCGAGUUCAACUCCAAGGAGCACGCCUUCAUGGUGAUCAUGGGCUCAGCUGGCUCGACUUCGGCCGUUGCCACGCAGAUUCUUGCUGCGCAGAGACUCUACUACAACCAGGACCCCAACCGUGGCGCGGCCAUCUUCCUUGUUAUUGCCUCUCAGUUCCUCGCGUAUGGUAUUGCUGGUCUGCUGCGCCGUGUCCUGGUCCAUCCGGCCAAGAUGCUUUGGCCCAUCAACAUCCCCGUCAACACGUUGUUGGAAACUCUGCACCGCAACAAGGCUGAGACCAAGCAGCGCCUCAGGUCCUUCUACCGUGUCUUCAGUGUGGCCUUUCUGUGGGAAUUCAUCCCGCUGUGGAUUGCCCCCAUCUUCCAAGGUGUCUCUAUUCCUUGCCUGGCACGACGUGACAGUCUUGUCUUCACCAACUUGUUUGGAGGUGCGCAGAACAAUGAAGGGCUGGGCUUCCUUGGCCUUUGCUUUGACUGGAACUACAUUGCUGGUCUCAAUUCGCCUCUCUGGUACCCGCUGAGCACGCUGGUUAAUGCCUUUACCGGCUACCUCUUCUGCAUUGUCCUGUUCAUGAGCGUUUACUACGGCAAUAUUUGGCGAUCGCAAGAUUUCCCUUUUCUCUCUCAACUCCUCUACACCGAUAAAUCCAACGGCACGCACUUUGACUUUUACAACCUUAGCAGUGUUCUCAACCCUGACAAUACCAUCAACAAUGACCUUGUUGCUGAGCAGGGUGUCCCCUACCUUUCUGGCACCUACGUCGUGUAUCUCAUCUCCACCAACAUGGGUAUUACUGCCGCCAUUAUCCACAUGCUUCUCUGGAACUUUGACGACCUCAAAGAGGGAUGGGCAUUCUUGCGUCCAGCCAAGCUCAAGAAGCUUCUCAACCCAUCUACUUACGUGUUCUGGAAGCGCGACGAAAGCGAGACCGAAGCGAAGCGACUAGCAGUUCUGGCGGACAAGGAGGUGGAUCCUCACUACAGGUUGAUGAUGCAGAAUGGCUACAAGGAGGUUCCCGACUCGUGGUAUGUGAUCGUUUUGCUGCUAUCCUUCAUCAUUGGCAUUGCCACCCUCUACUCUGUACAGUCCACGCUGUCAUGGUGGGCGUUUAUUGUGUCCAAUGUGCUUGCCGCCCUCUUCAUCCUCUUCUUUGGUGCGCAGAUGGGUCUCACCGGCUUUCAGUUCAACCAGCAGCCUGUUAUUCAGAUGUUGGCUGGCUACAUCUUGCCUGGCAGACCUCUAGCCAACAUGUACUUCACCGUCUUUGGAUUCAACGGCAUCCAGCAGGGCCAAUGGCUGCUUCGCGAUCUCAAGCUGGCCCAGCUUGCCCAUCUGACUCCCCGGGCUACCUUUACCGCACAGAUGCUCGGAACCGUCAUUGGCGCCAUCCUGGACUACGUCAUGAUGGUGAGUAUUGUCAACAAUCAGACCGAGGCUCUCUUAUCCAUUGACGGAACCAACAUUUGGUCUGGUCAAAAUGUCCAGGGCUACAACACGCUGGCUAUUGCUUGGUCAAUUGCCAAGGACAUGUUCUCCGUUGGCACCCGCUACCAGUGGGUGACGAUUGCCUAUCUUGUUGGCUUUGCCGCCCCCGUUCCCUUUUGGCUUGCCUGGAAGUUCACUAAGGCCCCUAUUUUCCGCGACAUUAACACCUCCAUUAUCCUCUGGUACUGUGGUGUUCUCUGCGUCGGCGUCAACUCCUCGCUGAUGAUGUUCUUUGGCUUGGGCAUCUUUGCCCAGUUCUUCCUCCGAAAGUACCACCCCGCCCUCUUUGUUAAGUACAACUACCUCAUCUCAGCGGCCAUGGACGGUGGUACCCAGGUAAUGGUUUUUAUCCUCAGCUUCGCUGUCGCUGGCGCUAGCGGCACUCAGCAUCUCUUCCCUACCUAUGCCCUCAACAACGGAGGCACAGCCAACAACAUGAAUAUUGAUUAUUGUAUGUUUAACGAGGCCACUAGUGGCUAAAUGGGUCCUUCGGACUUAUAUGGUGGAAUGUAUUUUUUAAAGACAACCAAAUUAAUCGUCCGUUUUAUCUUGGUUAUCUUCAUGCACUUUAUUCAUAAUUCUUUCUAUAACGUUAUAAGUUAUUGAAGACUUAGUUUAUUAAAUAUAUGGAAAUUAAGUUAAAGAGUAAAGAAACGCUAAGGUAGCUUACUCUAGUCGUAUAAUAUAAGUAGUACUUUUAUGCCUUUGAGACAACGCUCAUUCUCAUCAACUCCGUCG
This is a messenger RNA of [Torrubiella] hemipterigena, 4044 nucleotides long. The record is from the annotation of a GenBank genome assembly. NCBI's taxonomy places the organism in Eukaryota, Fungi, Ascomycota, Sordariomycetes, Hypocreales, Clavicipitaceae.